GCCUUCAAGCUGUCACUGCAAAGCCCUAGGGUUCUAGAGCUAGGAUGAGCGAGGAGAGGAGAAAUCCGACAAGGAAGCGCGCGAAUUCUAUCAAAGAAUGCGAUGCGAAUGGGAAUUCCAAGCGCCGGCCCAAGGGGGAAGAGAAGAAGGAAGGGAUUUUCUGGGGAAUUUGUGCCCUGUUUGUGGAGCGCGGAGUGAAUGGCACGAGGCUGCAGAUUUGGAAGAAGAGAUUUGAGAGCCUGGGGGGGACGAUUGCCGAUCCAAACAAGAAGCGAGUGUCACGAGACUUGAAUUAUGUCCUGGCUGUCGAUAGGAAAGCUCUGGAUGGGCUUCCAGACGCUGAAAAUCUCGCCAAGUUGUUUCUUCCAUAUGAUUGGCUUCAAACAUGUUUGACAGAAGGAAUUCUCGUCUCCACCGAAAGCUAUCAAUCGUCUGUUGUUCUACGCGAGCCUGAGACAACCAUUGUUGCUACGGCCGCUUUAGAACAGCAAGAUCUAGCGAGGACUUGCCAGCUCCAAACUCCGGAUGUCACAAAUCCUGGAGAGGAGCAUAAGACCAUCUCGGAGAUCACAUCAACUUCGAGAGAAAGCUCUUCGUUUCUGGACAGGACACAAGAUGGCACAAGCUUUCUCGUCAGGACAGAAGAAAACGCAACUAUAACCGCUGGAACUUCCGUUGCUGCGGACGAUCAAGAGGAGCCUGUCGAAGAGGAGGAUGCGAGCUCGGACGAGGAUGAAAACAUGAACUUCAAGGAGAAGUUAAGGCGGAAGCAGACCUUCUACGGCAAGCAAGAGAAUCCAAAUCUCAACGAGCAUUUGACGAAUCCGCUGGCUGAGAUGUGGCACCUCUACGAGGACGUUUUGGGAGACCAGUGGAGAUCCCUGAUAUACAGAAAGACUGUGAAUAAGCUGCGAAGUUUGCCAUACAAAGUGACGAGUGUCGAGCAGAUUAGAGAAAUGUAUGGGGUGGGAAAAUCCCUUGUAAAAAUGGUGAAGGAGAUUCUGGGAACUGGACAACUUCAAAAGCUUGACAAUCUGAAAGCGCAGGUUGGCGAAAUACAAGUUCUUGGCUCAGUGUGGGGUAUCGGAGCAAUUCAGGCACGAGAGCUGUAUAAGAAAGGAUUUCGCACUGUCAAAGACCUGGAGAAUUACUCGUCCCUGACUUCUAUGCAGCGCAUGGGCGUCAAGUAUUAUGACGAUAUUAAUUUGCGAAUCCCUCGAGACGAAGUGGUGGACACCGAGAAGUUCGUGCGAGGUGUUGUUGAAACUCUUGCUCCAGGGGCUUGGGUAAAUGCAGCAGGUUCUUAUCGAAGAGGCAAGCCUACUUGUGGCGACGUUGAUAUUCUAAUCACUCAUCCCGAUGGUUCCAGCCAUCAGGAUCUUCUGGCGAGACUCGUCCAAGAACUGCGCAGAAUCGAGUUUAUCGUAGAUGGUCUUCGCGUCGAUGCAAAUGCUCGAAAGGGAGGUACUCAACCCGAUAUGUUUAUGGGGAUUUUUCACUUUCAAUGCAAAGCUUAUCGAAGAAUAGACAUAAAAGUUUAUCCAAGGCAUGUGUACGCUUUUGCACUACUCGCCUUUACUGGGAACGAUGUUCUCAACAGAAAGAUUCGAUUUUUGGCUCGGGUAAAGUUUGGAUACAAGCUGAGCGAUCAAGGACUCUUCAUACGCGAAAGCAAGAAGAAAGAUUCUAAAGCAAGUACGGAAUCCAUUCCUUGUGAGACAGAGCGGGAGAUUUUUGAGAAGCUUGGUUUGGAUUAUCCAGAACCUCAUGACCGCAAUUGGUAAUGUAUAUACAUAUUUGUGAUUCUUUUUUCCUUAGACAACAUCUCAUAGCUUCGAAUAUUUCUUUAGACACCGUUCGGCUAUAAAAUGUCAUUUAGGUGCUGGUAGAUACUAGUUCUCGUUGUCCUUGGGGUCAAUGCCUGUACAUGUAAAAUUGAAAGAAGGUUUAGACAUUCAAGCAAGCAACGGCCAACUUCCAUCUCCUGGGCAUCCGAUGUCAAGGUGAUAUGCUCUUCUCAUCAUGAGAUCCAGAUGACAUGUCUUGCCACCUUCCAACAAGUAGGCGUCACAACCCUUAACCUUUGGUUGUAUAUUCAAUGUGAUAUAUCAAACAUAUC
Molecule: messenger RNA, 2119 nt
Organism: Selaginella moellendorffii
Lineage: Eukaryota; Viridiplantae; Streptophyta; Lycopodiopsida; Selaginellales; Selaginellaceae
Product: DNA polymerase lambda
Exons: 11
Coding region: 45-1784 (579 amino acids)
Biological process (GO): double-strand break repair via nonhomologous end joining
Cellular component (GO): nucleus
Molecular function (GO): DNA-directed DNA polymerase activity; DNA binding
Source: RefSeq, a predicted model, not a curated record